Anopheles maculipalpis is the source of this 12336-nucleotide messenger RNA. RefSeq lists its product as uncharacterized. Gene Ontology annotation, molecular function: protein binding. Lineage: Eukaryota; Metazoa; Arthropoda; Insecta; Diptera; Culicidae. The record is from RefSeq and is a predicted model, not a curated record. The transcript has 4 exons. The coding region runs from base 28 to 12336 and encodes 4102 amino acids.
CGGGAGCAAUUCCAAGCUAACCUCAUCAUGUCAUCGGCACCACGAGAUAGCAUCAUGACAGCACCGGCCGGUGCUGUAAACAGUAACAAGUUUAAUAUCGUAGGAACUGGAGCAAGUAAUCCCAACUCCCAAGGAGGAAGUGUAGUAGCCCCAGAAGGACACAGUUUUAGCAAUAGUAAUGUUGUUACGACCGUAACACAGCAGCAACAGCAGAUUGCGGAUGGUAACCGACUUCGGCAUCAUCAUCCAGUUCAUCAUCAUCAUCCGCUGUUGGAAUGCAACGAAACUGUUGCAGCUAGUGGACUGCAACAGCUGUCUAAUGUUGCGGCCGCACUCAAGCUGAGGGGCGAAUGUGCCAGUGGUAGUACAACAACAACAGUACAGUAUUCCAACAUGAUCUGCACAAGUUACGGUGCGGCGACAACGACGACCACGAUGAGCAGCAAUAACAGUAACAGUAAUUUUAGCAAUAAUACCAACGUCGGCGGCCCCAAUACCAGUAACAGCAAUAUCAGCAGCAGCAGCAGUAGUAAUAGUGGUAGUACCAGUAGUGGCCACCAGAUGAGCAACAGUAUCAACGCACCAGGAGAUGGAAGCAAUCGCAUGCAGGUGCUAAGCAAUGUGACGCUCGUUUCGAAGGGUCAGCAGCAGCAUCAGCCUCAGCAGCCCACUCAACAACAGAUGCAAAUACAGAUGCCACAAACGACGGCCACGUUCAACUACAUCGACUCGAACGGUAAAAAUAUUAACGUUUUCACCUCCCUAUGCGGGAAGUUGGGCUCCUCGAGCAAGCUGAUCAGUUUGCCAAUAGCGAAGAUGAAGCAUCUCAACAAUCAUCAGCAACAGCAACAUCCGUUCGUGGGUUCACCGUCGCAUCAGCUACUGGCGUCUGGAUCUUCCGUAUCGCAGCCACAUGUCGUGCCGACCGUUUCGAUUGCUGGUGGCGGAAUUCUAACCAGUACCAGCAGUAACAGUAGCAUUGGAUCGUCGGCAGGAACAACGGCGAUGGUACAGAAGCUGUCGGUACCCCGUAACAUCCAGCUCGUCACCAGGAUACCGACGAAUAGCAACAGUUCGGCGGCACCAACACAAACUACAUCAACAGUAGGACUAAGCAAUGGCAGUCGCAUACUGCAACAGCAGCAACAAAUCCAGUACAACAACACUAUCGGACAAAUUCAGGAUACAGGGGGUGGCGGGUCACCACUGGAGCUGAAAAACGUAAUGACAACCGCACACGUGAAACCUAUCCCGGUGACUAGCAAGAGCAAGGUCAGCCAAAAUGCAUCACUCAAAAUGUUGCAGCAACAACAACAGCCGAGAUUGUCUAAUGUGACACUAAAGCCACUGGCCGUUAUGAAGCAACAACAACAACCAUCAGCAGCGGUUAAUGUGAGCCUAAAAACUGUCAGAAAUAGUCCGUCAGCGUCGCAAAAGAGUGGUGGACCCAAUGUAACAUCUUCGAUGUUUUACAUGAAGAGCAAUAAUAGUGGCGCGAACUCCGUGUCAGCUGCGACAUCCAGUGGGUCACCGCUUGAACUGCAACAGAUGGGCUCGAUUUACACUACAUCCACGGCACAAGCUGUCUAUCACAGUACCACCCCACAAGCAGCCGCUACCAUCCAGCAACAGACACAGAUGAUGAUCCCUGUGUCGUCUUAUGGUCAGCAGAGUACCACCGGCGGCAGCAGUACAGCGUCGCCAUUAAAUAGCAUUAAAUUGACAGCUCCAAUUCAUCACAUCCUGAGCGGUUCGAAGCAAUCGGGAAGUUCAACUGGUGUUAAUAUGCUAAAAUCGGGCAAGAAUCAGUUGAUACAAAUUCAUCAGGUGUCGUCACAAUCAAGGACACAAUCGCCUCAGCUCUCGACCCAGAGUACAUACAUGGCGGGUGGUGGCCAACAGCAACAAGUUGUUUUGCAACAGUCACCACACAACAUCAGCACACCUGGCACCGGUACUACAAUGAUGAUAAACGUACCCACAUCACUCACCGGUGGCAGUAAGGCGUCGAGCGGGGGCAGAUUUACACCAUCGUCCUCUACUUCGCUCAGUACAGGCAAUUACAUUGUAAGCUCCAGCAGCGGUGUGGGUGUGUUCGGCACGACUGCCACGUUCACAACGACCACUUCUUCUCCAAUCUCAUCAUCAGCAAUCGGACAUAAAGGCUUAAGCAACCUCUACACAGCUGCAGCCACUGUCGGAGGAUACGAUCAGCAGACAUUUGCUGAUGCCGUAUCCAAGUAUCAAGCCACUAGUGGCAAAGGUACCUCCAGCAAUAGUUUAUCAAAUGCGAUAAAUAAUUCGCCGGCACCACCUCCUGCCGGUGGUAGUUCGUCGUCUGUGAAAACGGGCAAAGGUGGUGCUGCUGGCGGUCGCGGACGUCAUAAUAGUAGUAGCAACCAGUUUCAACUACAUAGCACCACGAAUAUCGCUUCAUCGCCUCCCGUUACUGGUGCAUCGCAGCAUUACCUUGCACUAGAACAUCAGCCUAAUAUAGCGGUAGAGCAGCAAGCGGUAAUAAAUCAUACGGCAGCAUCUUCACCAUCAUCGUAUCGUUAUGCGUACAGCAGCUCUUCCCCUUCUGGAAUAACUUCUACCAGGACGGUAUCGACGACACCCACUGGUCUCGGUGCAUCCGUCGAGGCAGAUAUGAUGUACCUUAACGGACAAUCGGAUGAAACGGCCACAGCGAGAAUACUGCAAAGUUUGUCACAAAAAUCGCACGAAACGUCCGGUGGAAGCGCGGCAAAAAUGAUGUACGCCACCAACAGGCACCAUUCGUAUGAUCCCACACAAUCGGCCGGUACACCGGGGACGACGGUAGUAACGACGGGCCGGCAUCGUUAUGAUUCUUCCAGUUCGACGGACGGACGUCGUAUGAGCGGAUCCGUCGAAACAACAACAAUCCUUUACGCGGACAGCAUACCGUUGAAAGAAUGUAAUACUACAAGUACGAUUUCCCAUGGUACAACAGGACAUUACGCAUCUCGGGAUGAUGAGGAAGGGAACAGUAUCGAGGUACGUCCUGGACCGGUAGAUCCAUCUGCCGGUUUGUUCUACAUCCUGCAGGCAAUAAUGCAGGAUCAUACCUACUGUGAGCCAAUGUCAACGAAUGUCACCGACCAUCAUCAGAGCGCUUAUCAAGCUCCUUCGGGAAUGAUUUCUCAAAACAUACCACCGGUAGUGCAACAUUCUACCACUGGAUCUGGUGUCGAUAUGAUGACGUCACAGUCAUCGCUCUCUACAGCGGGACUGGUGAAUCCUUCAGCGACGACAAUGACGAUGGCCGCUCCGGUUUCCAUUGCACCGUCCGGUAUCAGUGGUACCAACAGCAGCAGCUGCACGGCGGCCGGCAUGAUGUUGCACAUCGCUCAGAGGAACUUGGCCACAAUAACUUCGGCCGCCGUUGCGAGUGGAACUGGAUCAGGUUCCAUGUUUGAGUUGAGUCAAGUGUUGUACCAGGCUAAGGGAGGCUUAUCAACAGCCCGACCCGGGGCCAACGAUGAUAAUGAUGACGCACAAUCGGUAAUCAGUAACGGAUCGCGAGCUGGUCACGAUAAUGAUUUAGGUGAGGAAACGGAUACGGCUCCGGAAGGGGAAGGUGAGGAUGAUUCCGUGACGCGUUGUAUCUGCGAUCUGACGCACGAUGACGGUUACAUGAUAUGCUGUGAUAAAUGCUCUGCCUGGCAGCACGUUGAUUGUAUGGGAAUCGAUCGGAUGAAUAUACCGGACGAAUACAACUGUGAACUCUGCCAGCCGCGUCCGGUGGACAAGGCACGUGCACGCCAGCUACAGUUACACAAGCGCAAAGAGCAGAGUCUGUUUUUCGCAAAUAAUAAUGUUGCAGUUCCCGGAGCAGCUACACCGACCUCCUCGCUCUCGCUAACGGACGGUGGUAGUAGUAUAUCGAGCACAAAUCAACAACAAUUACCACCAACACCGCCACUAAGCGUAAAGGGUGGUGGCAAUCAUCAGUACGCCACCGGACAUCAUCAGCAGCAAUACCCAUACAACGAUGUAGUGUCACAUCAGCAGAGUAAUGGUGGCGCAACGACGAAUCAUGCGGCGGUGGUUCCGGCAACACCCGCUAAAGGGUCGAGAAAAUCGCGUUCCGGUGGUGGAUCGCGCAAAAAAUCGGACAGUGUAUCGUCGUCUUCGUCCUCAUCGGCUAGUGCUCUUGUAUUUGGAGCGUUGAAUAAUACAACGAGUGCGUUGGUUCCAAAUAGUUGUACUUCGACAGCAGCAGCAUCAGCUACAGUAGCUACAUCAUCAUCAACGAUGAUGAUGGUGGCUGGUGGUGAGGGAAUGGUGAUGGGUGGUAGUGGCCCAUUAGCAAGCGUGAUGGCACCGUCUGGAGGCGUGGUACCUAUGAUGGAUCCGGCAAUGGCCGCAUUAAAUUCUUCAACCGCCAUCACAACAACAACAAUGCCCGUCGCAAUGUACUGUGAUAGUAGUAGUAAUAGUAGUGGAGUAUCGAAGAAGCUAAGUAAAAAAGCGGAAAGCGCCCUCAACAGUCGUUUGAACGGUGGAAAGCGUGUGGUGGCCGGUAAGGAACUUCGCUCCGUUGUUGGGAUUCCUACAGCCGCCGCCUCGAGACCAUCGAAGAAAAAGUCGAAAAGCGCCGAACAAAGUACGGAAAAGCUGAUGAACAUGAUCCGGACAUGGAUCGAUAGUUACGAGCGUGCGACGACCAACCAUUACUCGCCGGAACUGCGGGCCAGGUUGCAGGCGUUUGCUAAGCUGCAGGCUCAGAAUCCACUCCUAACGGACAGCCGGCUGUUGACGGUGGCUCCGGUCGGGGCGAGCACGCCACGCUGUACCACCGUACCGCACGCCGGUGGCAAAAUUCUUAUCGGCACGUGUGACAUCGAACCGCGGACGCCGAUCAUUGAGGUGCGUGGAAAGUAUAUGCUGACGACACAGCACAAACAGCUACAGUCGUUGUUUAAUAUGGCCGCGAAUGGGAAGCUCAGCCAGAACAAGAAUGCCGGUCCGUUCCUGUUUCUCUACCAGCUGCCAGCGGCUGGAUGUGGUGGAAUGGAGCUGUGUGUGGAUACGCGCACGUACGGUAAUGAUGCACGGUUCGUGCGGAGGUCGUGCCGACCGAAUGCGGAAUUGUUGCAUAGCGUGGAGAAAGGCGUUGUCCAUCUGUACAUCGUGGCGACAACGAACAUUAAGUCAAACACGGAAAUUACGAUCCGGCACGAUGAGCAGUUAAUUCAGCGGAUGGGAGGUGUGGUGAUACUGACGCACACUACUGUAACGAACGUGUGUGCGUGUGGAUUGAUAAAGGAUUGUGCUUAUUCGGCACAGUUGAACGACUCGACAAUAUCAGUACCUGCCGUUGGCCCAACAGUUGGAGGAGGAGUUGCUACAGGAGGAGUGGUGGGUGCGAAGGGUACCAAAGCUGGAUCGAAACGAGCGCUUGUCGAGAGUGGUGGAAUGCUGGAUCAGCAUGGAAAGCCGGCAAAAGCGAAAAAGACGCGCAAUAACAGUACGCGAUCAAUUUCCUCGAGUGGUGGUGAAGGUGACGCACUGUUUGGUACAUCACCCGGAGUUGGAGCAGGAGGAGGUUGUUUGAUGUCACCACCAACACCAGCUCCGAUGCCCCAACCAAUACCGUCAAUGUCCCAACAGCAAAAUCUUGCACAAGAACUACCGCAAGGAACGAUGCUGUUAGGUCCAACAAUAAUGGGUUUGCCUUUAACACCACAACCACCACCUGGAAAUGCUCCGGGAGUUGGAUCACCGUAUAUGUACUGUCAGACACCGGCAGGCGCACCAAACACAACAACAGUACCUUCGAUGUCACCGUACCAUCAGUACGAUGUGAAUGUUCCGCUUCGUUCGCCACCGCCACCAACGCACAUUGCUCCGAUACAAUCACCACCGGCUGCAGUACCGAAUCCGGCACUGAUGCCGCAUCACCAAUCACCGGGAAAAAAGCAACUACAGGCACACCACUUCCAAGAGCAACAACCGGAAGCGGCAGCUGCCCUUCUAGCGAUGGCGGCAUCUGGACCGGUCAGCAGCUGUAUUGGAUCGCGCCCCGGUACGGCAGCACUCGAUGCGGCACUACUAGAACACGGCACGCGGAUGGAACUGAUCCAGCAACAGCAGGAACUGCACCGGCUUGAAAUCAUGGAAGAUGUAAUAAAGGUGAAGAUAAAGCCUUCGCCACCUACAUCACCGUUGAAGGUUGGUGGUGCAAGAAGUUCGCCAGUUUCAUUGUUACUAUCACCGAAUAAACCAAUACAGCAGCAGCAGCAGCAGCAGCAGCAACAGCAGCAACAAAAUUCGAUACCACUCGGAGCGAAGGAGAUUAGUGGAACGGUUCUAUUUCCCCAGAUAAAGGAAGAACCGGGAACGACGAUCGGAGCUCCUGCUAAUGUGGAUGUAGUUAUAGAUGCGAUUAAGCGAGAGCAGCAACAGCAGAGUGAGGUUAAGGAUGUACCGAUGUAUCCAUGCAACGCCAGUAUUGCACCAGAUAUUCCAUCAGCGACAUGCGACUUGAAAGAUGCGAAAGAUGCGAAAGAUGCAGGCGUAGGUGUCGCUUGUACUGUUAAGGUUGAGGUAGAAGACAAGCAACAGUUGCAGUUACAACCACUACUCCCACCGUCUGAGGCAGUUGCGAUAGGCGAGCGUGUUGGAGAUGUUACUAUUAAAACGGAACAACAGACAGAAAUCGACAAGAAGCUGCCGGAACAACAACAACAACAGUCCCCCGCUAUCGGCUUCGAACAACAGUCGAUAAUGGUCGGGAUCGGCUCAUCGUCUCCAGUGAAGCGUUCCAGCUCACCAAACAAUCAUCAUCAUCAUCAUCACCAUCAUCAUCCAACGAGCAAAAGCAAAAGAAGUAGCGGAGAGCAUCAUCAGCCGCACAAUACCUCCUCAUCCUCCGUACGGUCGGAAAAGAAGCAGGCGACAGAAAAGCCCAGUCGCAAGCUCACACGCGAAGAGCGUAAAAUGGAAGCUAUUGUGAAAGCAUUUGCCAAGAUGGAGCAAUCGCAGCAGCGCAAGCAGGAACUGAAGGAACAGCGCAAAGAUGGAGGAAUCUCCAUUCCGAGUAGCAAGCGGCGCAGCAUCUCUACCUCGAACACCGAUGAGGGGAGUGCGGCGACGCUUGAUGGUGGUGUUGUAUCGUCCAGUGCAAACACUUCGUGCGAUAACGGUGAUCAAUCGUUUGGUUCGUCGUUCAAUACGGCUAAUUCUUUCUCCAGUGGCGGUGGUAGCUGUAGUGGUAGCAGUAGUAGCGGUGGUGGUGGUGGUGGUAGCAAACGGAAAAGUGGCGGUGGCGGUGGAAUUCGAUCGUCUUCGAAAACACGGUCCUCUAAGAAGAAGAAAAGCAAGGCAGUGAGUCAACAUUUCGCGUCCUCAACGCAGCAACGGCGGAAGAAACUUGCGGCAGCAGCACGGUCCAGGUCGAAAACGUCAAAGUCAUCGUCCGGUGGUAAUAGCCGGGCACAGGCACAGCAACAGGAGCAGAAGGAUCAAUAUCAUCAUCAGCUGGCUCCGAGCGCAAACUCUAGUGUCGGUGAGGGUGAAGUUUAUGGUGGUGCCAGCCAUUACGAUAAGGCGGCUGAGCUGCUGCUAACCUUCUCACAGUCGGCUACUAGUAGCAGUGGAGCGGCACAACUGAUGGGCGUUACCUCGACGAAUGUUGGAGAAACUCCCGGCCUGACAGGACCAGGUAGUGGAAAUCUUCCGAUGUUGAGCUCGGCCUGUAUGUUGAUAGAAGCUGCCGUUGGGCCGUUGGAAAAUGCUUCGACAAUGCUGAUGGCAGGAGGACGUCCACUGAACCAUUUAGCCAGUACCGUAAUGGUGUCCUCACCUUCUGCGCCUUCUCCACCGGUUAUCGGCACUGCACUGGAGUCACCACUGCCCGUGGAACAACAGCAGCAGGAUUUUAAAUAUCCUGCAAAGGCAAAAACGAAGAAAAGCAUGUCUCGCGAAUGGCUUAGCGGUCAUCAGUUAGCGAUGGAGCAAGGUGAUUCUGGUUACGCAACAACCCCAACAGAGGAUCGAAGCAUCACUAGUGAGGUGCUCACUCACCAUCCCUUACAUCAGCCCUUACAUUUGAAGACCAGCUUUGAGGAUCCUGGUGAGGGUGGUAAUAUCAUGAUUGCGGCGAAGAAGGUGGAGGAAUUCAUCAUGCAAAAUUCUCCGCAGCCGGAUGAUAAUGCGACUUCCCAUUCCUCGACUACAUCACAUUCGACCACUGUAGUUGCUUCUCCUAUUUUACAACACAGUGGCCCAAAUAAAUGGUCCACCUCUGGAGAGGUGGGAAGUACGGGAGGAAGUAAUUGUGGGACGUCGGAAAAGGUGGAAAGUGCCGCUGUAAAGAAACGAUGGCUUAGGCAAGCAAUAUCCGAGGAGACGGAUGAACAUCCUGGCGUAGGUGGAGCAGGUGGAGGCGGAUCUGGUGCUGCGUUGUUACAAUCGUCUUGUUCGUCAUCGUCUUCACCACCACCACCGAACGGGUUCACGACUCCAUUGAAGAAACGACGCGUUAUACGGGAAAAUCCACUCGCGAGCUCGGUGGUUGUUUCGUCCGAAUCGCAACUUCAGCAACAUCAUAUGUUUGUCUCGACAAAUGCGGCCAUCCCGUCGAGUUUGGUGGUUAGUGCGACGGUAAGCAGCGGAUCAGGACCCAACACUAGUGGCAUGUUUUGGGACCAUUCUGUGUCUCCGGAAAAGCAGGCGAUGGAUCUAUCCUCACAUCGUGCUCCACUACCACCACCACCACCACCAAACACGAGCGGUCCGGUGAAAAUGCUAACUCCACUUCAUUUUGCUGACCCAGGACCAAUGCCGACAGCAAACGCUGCCACUAGUACUACGCCAUCCGUACCAUCACCUUCGUUGGUAGCCUCAGUCAUUCAAGAAUCAUCAGCAACUACCCUUGCCGUACAUCCGCAAUUGCAUCUUGCAAGUAGUGUAGGAGUGGCGUCACCUCAUCACACCACCCAUCUUCAUCAUCCGUAUCCGAUGUUGCAGCAAAUUCAGCAUCAACCGCACCACACGCUCCCAUUAGCGAUGGCCGCGCAGAUUCAGUACGAAACGAGUGUAGUAAUGGAGGAACCGGCAGCCGUGAAUGUUGAACCUCUACCAGUGCCAGUGGUGAUUGUAGAAUCGCAGAGUACGGUGGUGGAAAGAGCACCCAAGGUAGAAGAAGAGCAUAGGGCGAUAACAACUACAUCUGCAACCUCUACUACUGCUACUGUCACUACACCAGUUCGUAUUGAUCCACCUACUGAAGUAAUCGAAGAACAGGUCGUCGAACAGGUGGUUGAGGAACAGCAGGAAGUCGUUGAGCAAGAAGAGAUGGAAGAGGAGGAGGAGGAGGUGGUGAUGGUUGAACAGGAAGUGGUGAUGGUCGAACAAGCAGAGCUGAUGGAGCAAGAAGAAGAAGAAGUGGUCGUCGAACAGCAGGAGAUGGUGGUAGAAGAGCAAGAGAUAGUACAGGAAGAAGUGGUAGAGGAGGAUGAUCGGGUGGAGGAGGCAGAGCAAAAGCAGGACAAAAAAAGUGAGUCCACAACACCUCUUAUCCCAUCUGAUGAGCCAGAACCUUCGAUGGAAGUUGCCGUGGAAUCUGAUGCCGGAGAGUUGUCGGAUCCAGCGAACGACAGUAAAUCAUCGACGCCUAGCAAAGGGAGCCAAAGGUAUAUGGAACACGAUGUAGACGAAUUCGCCGACUUGGUGGAAGAGAUUGUGCAGGAAUCGUACGAGGUCGAUCAGAAGAAAGCGGCGGCGGCGGCAGCAGCAGCAGCAGCAGCAGCAGCAGCAGCAGCAGCAGCAGCAGCAGCAGCAGAAAAAGAGUUAUCUGUUUCCAUUCCCGUGGAACCUUCGAAGCUUGUUGCUUGUGAUUCUGGUUUAGAAAAGGGGAAGAAACGAGCUAGUACCAAAUCUGGUUCUCCAAAAUCUUCCCCGAAAGAGAAGAAGAUACAACCUACGGUACGUUCCGAAACGGCAAAAAAGAAAGAUGUCAGCACAGUGGAAGGUGUUGAGUAUUGUGAGGCAGAAGAAACAAAGAACGUCGUAGUGCCAUCGGAAGAGCGACGUGAAGCAACGUCGGGCGCAGACUCGCUGUCGUCUACGUUUGAUGAAAUCGUCGAAUCGAUCGUUGAGGAACGAUUGGCCGCUAUGAACGAUGAUUGUCCGCCGGAAGUAAUAGACGAUGAUACCGAUGGUGGUGCUGAGGAGGAGUCCGUGUUGGUGUACGUGCAGGAAGAGGAAGAAGAAACCAACAACAAGGAGGUGGUGCGCGUUGAAGAUGAGGAUAGUGAGGACGCACUGAUGCGUGAGGUCGAAGAAGAGAUGUUGGAGAUGAUGUCGGAAACAAGCCAAUUGCGGCAGGGUCUACCGCGAUCACUGAACGAAGAUGAAGAAGAGCGAGACGUUAGGUUCAUAGCGGAGGAAGAGGACGAACCAGUAAGGCCUGAGAUGGCGAAGCCUGUUAAAAGUGAACCAACGGCGACUAACGUUGAAAGGAGUGCGCCAGUCGCCAAUGUCUUGCCGAAGAAUGUAACCAACGGUACGAAGGAAGAGUCUAAACGAACUCCUCUAACAACGCGUGCUGGUACGGAGGACAGCGAACAGAGCGAACUGGCCGAUCUGCAGAAGGUGAUUGCGUCUUUCCACUCGGAAACGAUCAAUAAUCUGAUCUCGCGGAAUCGUAGCAAAUCAAAGAAGGGUGGCAGCAACAGUAGCAGCGUUUCUCCACCGAAUGUGGCCGCGACCAAGAAGCAGGUGAAGCUGAAUUUUGACCUAAGCGUCAAAGAUGAUGCCGUCAAUGUCACUCUGCAGAAGCCAACUACGGAAACGACAGUUGGCAAUGAAGUCGGUAAUUCGGAGAUCAAUUCUGCCCCAGCGUUACCACCGAUGGUUUUGCCACCUUCGUCAGUGUCUGUGCUGGCAGCCUCAACAACGUUGGCGACCUCUAGCAGUGUGUCCACGAUAAAGCCGAUUUCUGCUCCCAACUCCAGUAGUGCUGCAGCUUUGGGAAGCGUAGUCAUUCCCUCAGUAACCACGUUUGGCAGUGAACCGAUCCGUUCAUUCUCAACACUUCGGCCUGAUCCUCCCAUGUCGGCAGGCUUGGUCGCUGGCGGACAUCUCAGUACCCUUGGUGGGUAUCACCUUCAUCAGCGUACGGGCAGCAGUACCACUGGUUCCUCGUCCUCCUUCCUAGACUAUCCAAGCGUCGUUGGUUCGGCCUCGGUGGCUCCAGCUGCCGGAACUCCGUCGAAUGUCAGCGCAACGGGAGGAAUCUAUCAGUACCGUUCGGAGGUGUCCAAUCUGCUUGAACGUACCGCAAUGCUGGCACCACUUCAUCGUCCUACAAGCUUCUCAACUCUUGGAUCUCUCACGUCACCGUUGGUUGGUGGUUCCGUUGGAAGCGUCAAGUCAUCGCUUCUUCUCGGAGCAACCGAAUCGCUGUCCACCCUGGGUAGUACCGCUUCUUCCUCCAUCGUAGGUGGAAGCAUAACGCCCACAGGAACUACACCAACGGGAGGUAUUCCUGUCGUUGGAGCGUAUCCGAAGAUAUUCACCAAAACCGCCAGCUCAGAUCCACGGCUUAAUCCAGCACUGGUUGCUGCUUCGACAGGUGCGGACGCGACCUCUUCCACCAGUGCGACAGGUCCAGCAAGUGCUCCAGCAACACCGAAACGCAAGCUCUCCAUUACCGAGUACCGGAAGCGUAAGCAACAAUCUUCAACCGAAGGCAACGCAUCCUCCACAACGGGUUCAACACCGCCGACGAUGAGUUCUUCCUCCUCAGGAAUUUCCUCCUCACUCGCGGCAGCAAUAUCAUCCGCGUCGACUCUGCUAACAGCGAAGGGAAGUAGUAAACGGGAAGAUUCCACCACACCUACCGGUUCGUCCACAGUCAGCAGUGCCAUCAGUAGCAACGAUGUAAGCAGUUCGAUUAGUCGUGAGCUUAUCAUGGCGCUGGAUCUACCGGAGGAUGUGAAAUCGGGAGAUAAUUCCUCCAACUCUUCAUCCUCGUCGUCCAGCGGGGGUCGAGGAGGAGGAGGUGUUCGGACAAUGGUCGCUGGUGGAGGAGGAGGAGCAGCUGGAGGUUUGAGUAAUGGUACGCUCGGUAAAUUGAGUGUAAAGGAAUCCGGUUCCAGUGGUGGUGGAGGUAUUUCACCAGUGGAUUCAUCUGCAGCAACGAACCAUCAUUUGUUGCACCAUCAUCACCACAAUCACUACGAAGGACUUUCGUCGAAUGAAGAAAUAACGACCACAUUCAGCGCUACACCUACGUUGGCCGAACUGCGCAGCGAGGGCGGAAUGUCGGCGGAACGAUUAAAAUCGCUCAAAUACUUCCCCUAG